Messenger RNA from Xyrauchen texanus (razorback sucker), 1619 nucleotides. Its product is annotated as transcription elongation factor A protein 2-like. The record is from RefSeq and is a predicted model, not a curated record. Gene Ontology annotation, molecular function: zinc ion binding; nucleic acid binding. The coding region runs from base 112 to 1017 and encodes 301 amino acids. Gene Ontology annotation, cellular component: nucleus. Lineage: Eukaryota; Metazoa; Chordata; Actinopteri; Cypriniformes; Catostomidae. Gene Ontology annotation, biological process: DNA-templated transcription; transcription elongation by RNA polymerase II. The transcript has 10 exons.
GAAAGGCAGUGGAUUCUCUCUCACACUGCCUGUGAAAGAGACAGACGCGUUUUCACGCAUAAAUGGAGGCUCGAUCUUAGGGCUCAACCAAACAGCCCUAAAGCCCAGAACAUGGUGAAGGACCAAGAAGUGGAGCGCAUUGCUAAGAAGCUGGACAAAAUGGUGCAUAAGAAAAACACAGAUGGUGCCAUUGACCUGCUUCAGGAGCUGAAGAACAUGAAAAUGUCUUUGGAGACCCUACAGUCCACACGGAUCGGGAUGUCUGUAAACGCCGUGCGGAAACAGAGUUCUGAUGAGGAGGUGCAAAUUCUGGCAAAAUCACUCAUCAAGGCCUGGAAGAAAUUACUGGAUGGUGCUGAGGGUAAGUCAGAGGACAAGAAGAAAGUAGGAUCUCCUCUCCAGUCUUCCUCUAAAGACUGCCCUGGAUCCAGUGACACCAGUAACAAACCGGAGAUACCAAAAACUCCCACCACCCCUGUAACCCCCAAAUUGACCACCUUCCCACCUGCACCCAUCACAACUGAUAGCGUGCGUACUAAAUGCAGAGAGCUGCUGGUGUCAGCCCUACAGACUGAUGGUGAUUUUCAAACAAUCGGUGCAGACUGUGAACACUUGGCAGCACAGAUUGAAGAUUGUAUCUACCAAGAAUUCAAGUCCACUGACAUGAAGUAUAAAUCCAGACUGAGGAGUCGCAUCUCCAACCUAAAGGACCAGAAAAACCCAGACUUGCGCCGGAACGUUUUGUGCGGCAACAUCUCGGCAGACCGCAUUUCCAACAUGACUGCAGAAGAGAUGGCUAGUGCGGAGCUGAAAGAGAUCAGGAAAGCACUGACCAAGGAGUCAAUUCGAGAGCACCAGUUGUCUAAAGUGGGUGGCACAGAGACUGACAUGUUCAUCUGUGGGAAGUGCAAGGGCAAGAACUGUACCUACACUCAGGUCCAGACACGCAGCGCUGAUGAACCUAUGACCACCUUUGUGCUGUGCAACGAGUGUGGAAACCGUUGGAAGUUUUGUUAAAGACUCAAUUGACCAGGAUUCUUCAUAUUAAGAGAUGACCUGAAAUCAUGGUGUAAGAAAGUACUUUUGUUUUUUUCUUUUGAGGAAAAAAAAGUCAGACUUUUUAUAUACAUUAAUUUUCAUAGCUUUGCAAUGUAUAAUGUAGUGUUGCUACUUCAAAAAGCAGUUUCUGUAAUUUUUUUUUCUUUUUUACUUGUGUUAUAUCUUUGCCUUUCAUACACUGCAGAUAACUUAGUAAGUCAGCUCGCUUGUUCUUGCUUUUGCCUUUGAUAUAGCGCUUGUGCCUUUAAAUUGCUAUAUGAGUGCUGAGUUAUUGCUGAAAGAAUUUUUACACAUCCAUACUGAUUUUCUUUGAACAUGUGCUUUCAUAUAUGUAUAUGUGGUUGAUGCAUUUCGCAGGUGAUUUAUUUAACCAAAUUGUGAUGGGUUGGUUGAAUUGCCAGAGUUUAAACAGUCUUAAAGGAUUUAUAGAUAGUCUUUGAUAGGUGUUAUAUUUCUUCCUUUAGACAGUUAGAUAAGGAAAAAUAACAAUGUGGUACAUAAUUGAAGGUUCAUAUGUAUUAUAUGAAUAUCUGGACUGUUUUGUCUCAGUAAAUUUGAAA